AUGACGACUCCCACUCCAAAUGAUCCAAGCUUCUCUCGGGCUCCAUCUCUGGAGCUUCCCGCACGUCUCAAUAUUGUUUUGCAACCCCCGAAUCCUAUCAUUCGUCAAGCCCUUGCUGACACGGCGCCCCCAAAUGCGAACAUACCCGAAAAUGUGAAGAAUUGGGUAGUCGAUCUCGUCACAAACGUGGUGGAAGAGAUGCGUCAACAAACAGUGGCGCAUUACGAAAAUCUUAUCCAGCACCAAGCACAUACAAUGAAACGUAAUACCACGGAGUUUCACAAUCGGACGGUCUUCUUAAACCAACAUCGUCAACAAUCUGAGUCUCGAAUCACAGAUUUGGAGAAAACCUCUUCAGCCUUACUUGAGGAAAACAAGACCACUAACGAAGCGUUUGUGGCAUUUGACGAUGAAGUCAAGGAUCUCCAAACGAGAGUAGAAGACCUAAAGAAAUCACAUGAUCGACUUUGCGCAUGGGCAUCUACGCAGGGAAGGAAGGCAGGGCAAGGUGGUAACAAUGUCGACAACACGGAUGACAACGAUGAGCCGUCGUUUGGUCGCAAGGGAACUUGGGCGGAGUUCGUUGCUGAACUUCGCACGGCAUAUGAAUCAUUGGACACGGACGACAAGAAGCGAACGGAGUUAGAAGCCUUCGUCAAGAAGGAUCAUCGAGACUUCCGAAAGUUUGCAGAAGACUUCCGUCCAAAGGCAACCGGUACAGGCUUCUUGGAUCAAGACUUGAUCGAAAAGAUCAAGAAACAUAUUCCAGAAAAAACGUGGCUGCUCAUGCUGGCGGACACCACUAAGGACAACUGGCCCAAGAAGUGGACCGAGUUCCUUACAUUCGCACUCCGGAUAUUCACAUCACUACAACGAGAAGGCCACCAUGCCAAGGCCGAAACCAAGGACCCGAAUGCUAUGGAGGUUGAUGCAGUUAGGAAGAAGGGGAAAAGUAAAUCGGGCAAAGCACGGAGCGUACAAGAUGACAAGUUGGUUUGCGCCAACUGCAAGAAGAACAAACCAACGUUCUUCAAAUCGUCAAAACGCUUCAGCAAGUAUUGCACCGAUUGUUUCAAAUUGGACCAUGUCAAGAGGCAGAUUGAGAAGGAGAAAGAGACAGCUGCGAAGAAGAAGGACGCAAAGAAGAAGGACGACACCAGGAACAAAUCCAAGUCGUCCAAGACGCGACAGGUGGUGUCUGAUUCCGCUUCAUCAGACGCAGAGAGCGAAAGCUCUGACACCGAAGAAGAGAAGAAGCCAAAGAAGAAGAGCUCUUCCUCUAAGACUAAGGGGAAGGGUAAGGAGACAGCUGCACAUAUCAGCGACCGCAGCAUCCACUCAGAAAGUGAGCCUGAUGCAUCCGAGUCGGACGAAGAUUUUGCCGCGAUCCUCUCAAGGCUCAGGCGCCUGAGGGUGAAUGGAUCCAGUUCAUCAAGGAAGGCGGGAGAGGGCUCUUCAAGGAGGGAUCGGAAGGGUUUUCUCAAAGGGGAUCUGUAG
Molecule: messenger RNA, 1497 nt
Organism: Laetiporus sulphureus 93-53
Lineage: Eukaryota; Fungi; Basidiomycota; Agaricomycetes; Polyporales; Laetiporaceae
Exons: 2
Coding region: 1-1497 (498 amino acids)
Source: RefSeq, a predicted model, not a curated record